Pyrgilauda ruficollis (rufous-necked snowfinch) is the source of this 3280-nucleotide messenger RNA. RefSeq names its product lysophosphatidylcholine acyltransferase 2 (gene LPCAT2). Gene Ontology annotation, cellular component: endoplasmic reticulum. NCBI's taxonomy places the organism in Eukaryota, Metazoa, Chordata, Aves, Passeriformes, Passeridae. The transcript is spliced from 14 exons. Gene Ontology annotation, molecular function: calcium ion binding; 1-acylglycerophosphocholine O-acyltransferase activity. The record is from RefSeq and is a predicted model, not a curated record. The coding region runs from base 255 to 1892 and encodes 545 amino acids.
GAUGGCAGGGCUGCGGGUACACUGACCCCGGCACGGGGCAGGCACGGGCAGGGAACGAUGGCAGGGCUGCGGGUACACGGACCCCGGCGCGGGGCAGGGCACUGCCGGGGCUACGGGGACACAGACCGCGGCGCUGCCCCCGCCCGCCCUCACCUGCCCGAGGCGGGGCUCCCGCGGUGGGCAGGGCCGUCCGGAGCCGCUGGCCCCGGGCUCCGCCGCCGGCUCAUGCGCAGCCGCCGGGGCUGGCAGUGGCGAUGGCGCCGCGGGUGUUGCCGCUGCCCAGGCAGCAGUCCUUCAACCCGCCCACCGUCCUCAACCCCUUCGUGCACCCGGGCCGCCUCAGCGCCGGCGACAAGCUGCGGAUUGCUCUCCAGGGGAUUAUUUUGCUUCCCCUCCGUGUCAUAUGCAUCACGUUCAUUUUACUGCUAGCUUGGCUCUCUGCGUCAAUUGCAACUUUCUGUCAGCCUGGAAGAGGAUUUCUGCCGCUGGAAGGAUGGAGAAGGAGGAUGAUCCAGACAACCCUGUCCAGCCUGACUCGUACGGCGUACUUCGUGAUGGGAUUCCAGGUUAAAGUGAAAGGGAAGGUAGCGAGUCUGCCAGAAGCACCAAUCUUUGUUGCAGCUCCUCAUUCAAGCUUUUUUGAUGGCAUUAUUUGUGCCCUGACUGGAAUGCCAUCAAUAGUGUCUAGAGCAGAGAAUUUGUCAACUCCAGUAUUUGGCACAAUUUUAAGAUCCCUUCAGCCUGUAGCAGUUUCUCGUCAGGACCCUGAUUCACGGAAGAACACGGUUGCUGAGAUAACUCGGCGGGCGUUGUCGAAAGGCCAGUGGCCACAGAUACUGAUUUUCCCAGAAGGCACCUGCACAAACCGAUCCUGCCUGAUCACAUUUAAACAAGGUGCCUUUCUUCCAGGAGUCCCUGUCCAACCUGUGUUACUCCGCUACCCCAACAAGCUGGAUACUGUGACCUGGACAUGGCAGGGCUAUUCAUUUAAAGAGCUGUGCAUAAUGACAUUGUGUCAGAUCUUCACAAGAUUAGAAGUUGAGUUUCUGCCUGUUCAUGUUCCUACUGAGGAAGAAAAGAGUGAUCCAAUUCUUUUUGCCAACAGAGUCCGACAAACCAUGGCAAAUGCUUUGAAUGUGCCAAUCACUGAUCACACUUUUGAAGAUUGCAGGCUGAUGAUUUCAGCAGGGCAGUUGACUUUACCCAUGGAAGCUGGGCUGGUGGAGUUCACCAAAAUUAGCAAGAAACUCAACCUAAAAUGGAAUCAUGUCAGAGAGCAGUUGGAUACUUUUGCUGCUAUUGCAAGUGCUUCCAAAGGGGGAAGAAUUGGAAUUGAGGAGUUUGCUGAGUACUUGAAGCUACCUAUUUCAGAUGUCCUCAAAGAGCUGUUUCUACUUUUUGACAGGAAUGGAGAUGGCACCAUCGACUUCAGAGAGUAUGUAAUUGGUUUGUCUAUUCUUUGUAACCCAGCCAACACAGAGGAGACUAUUCGGAUGGCGUUUAAGCUCUUUGACAUGGAUGAGGAUGGCACUAUAACAGAAAAUGAGUUUGCUUGUAUCAUUCAGUCAGCACUGAGGCUGCCUGAGCUUGAUGUUUCUGUGCUCUUUAAAGAAAUAGAUGCAGAUGAAACCGGGAAGCUCUCCUACGAGGAGUUCAAGAACUUUGCACUCAAGCAUCCAGAAUAUGCUUCAUUGUUUACUACAUAUAUAGAUCUACAGAGACACCAGUCAGGUGUGUUUGAGGAGCAUGACACUGAGCCACCCAAAGGCAAACACAGCCCAGUUAGGAGCACAGCCCUGGUCUCAGAAACAGCACCACUUGCAAGAAAUAAAGUCUGUCCUCAAGGCAGUGAGGAAGAUAUCUCAAGUACCUCUGACAAAAAGGAUGACUGAAAAGAGUUAAAUAAUUCAGCUCUUGAAUUCUACAGAAUUUUUUCCCCAGCUGUUCAUAAGCACAACUGAUGUAAAUUAGAGAUGGAAGUUACAACUUAAAAAAAGUUUGGGGUUUUUUUUGUUUUGGUUUUGUUUUAUUUUUCAUAUCAGAAGGAGUUAUUCCUUUUUGAUUGUAAGGGAAAAACCACUGUUCAGUCCUUAAUGUCAGUAUCACAGUACUGGGAAUAUUCUUCAGUGUCUUCCAAGUUCAUGCUUCUGCAAAAGUAACGGGUGUGCUAAGAGGGGUACGAGGCUCCAGCACUGCAGUGACCUCUUGGAAUGAAGACUAAGGAGUCCACUUGUCUCAAAACUAGUGGUAUUUUUGGCACUGCUCAAUUCCUCCAGAUUCCCAACAUGACUUAAGGGAAAAAAAUUGUGCUAGAAUGUUAUAAUUUGCAAUAUCACUUAGCUAUUCUCAAGUUUCUGAGACACACAAAUGAGUUACAGGAAGCUGAGACUUUAAGAUUAUGUUUUUUGCUUGUCCUUAGAUUGCCCUUAACUACUUAGGAACCAGAAAGCCUAAGUUUCUGAACAAGACAUCCUGGUUCACUGAUGUUAACAAAAACCACUUUAGGCCUAAAGGCUGGUGACAGAUGGAAAUGGCUGCACUUCUAACAACAAAAAACAAAUUGGAAUUCCAAGAUAGCAGCUUGUAGUCUGGAGGAAAAUGCAGACAGUAAAACCUAAAAUUAAUGGACUAUUUCAAAAUAAAUACCAUGUUGUUUACAGUAACAACUGUUCAGGAUCACAUUGGUAGGAGCUUUUCAAGCUUCAGCGUAUUUUUUUAUUCUCACAAUUAUCAACAGAGGAAUGUGACCUUGUUCUGCAAAGCUUGAAAGGCAAAUAUGCUGUCAAACCAUAGUUCUAGUACUUAGUAUCUAUCUAAAGCUGUCUCCUAGAAACCGUAUUUGCAUUACUGUGCCAUUGCUCAGUGUUCUUGGGGCUUGGUUCAAAACCAAGCUCUUUCUAGUCAAUGAUUUGAAUGUGUUUUGCCUUGGUCCUCUCUAGUGCACUGGAAAUUGGGCCUUUACCUUUUUCCGUCCUUUAUCUGAAUGCACUUUAUGCAGUAUUUAAAAUAUAUAGCUAUUUAAGCAAAUACUUCUCAAUAAAAACUUGGAAGGGAUUAAAUGAGAAGAUAUUUUCAGAUUAAAACUAAGAUGAGCAAAGCCUAGACUGUCUAGUACCAAUAAUAAUCAACUUUCAGCAGGUUUUCAUAUGUGAAAUGGUAACCUCUGCCUCUAAGUUAUUGCUUGCAGUCUGGCCGCAAUUUCAUUGCCAUGUUUUACUUUCUCUGUUUAUAAUUGUGCCUCUGCUGAUGCUUCAUGUUCUCAAAAUAAAUCUAUAUUUUU